Molecule: messenger RNA, 807 nt
Organism: Salvia miltiorrhiza (redroot sage)
Lineage: Eukaryota; Viridiplantae; Streptophyta; Magnoliopsida; Lamiales; Lamiaceae
Product: iron-sulfur cluster assembly protein 1-like
Exons: 3
Coding region: 165-653 (162 amino acids)
Biological process (GO): iron-sulfur cluster assembly; intracellular iron ion homeostasis
Cellular component (GO): mitochondrial matrix; cytoplasm
Molecular function (GO): 2 iron, 2 sulfur cluster binding; ferrous iron binding
Source: RefSeq, a predicted model, not a curated record
UGGCGCCAACCAUUCACAAAGUUCCACCACAAGCGCGUAACUCCACCGCCGCCUCAGAUAACUAUAAAAACGAAUCCGAUUCCCUCAAAAUGGAAAAAGGAAGCUCCAAAGUUCCCAAUUUUCGAUAAGUCCAACUUCGCUUCCAUUUCUCGAUCAAUCGCAAAAUGUUGAGGCAAGCAACGAGCAGGGUUAUCGGCUGGCGGCUGUCGCCGGCGGGACCGCCGCUGAGGUUGUACCACGAGAGGGUGGUGGACCACUACAACAACCCGCGGAACGUCGGAGCGUUCGAUAAAAACGAUUCCGGCGUCGGAACAGGACUAGUCGGAGCGCCGGCGUGCGGCGACGUGAUGAAAUUGCAGAUUAAGGUCGAUGAGGAGAGCGGGAAAAUCGUCGAUGCUUGUUUUAAGACCUUCGGCUGCGGCUCCGCCAUCGCCUCCUCCUCUGUCGCCACGGAAUGGGUGAAAGGUAGACCAGUGGAAGAAGUCCUGUCGAUCAAGAAUACGGAAAUCGCGAAACAUCUUUCUCUGCCUCCGGUGAAACUCCACUGCAGCAUGCUUGCGGAGGAUGCAAUCAAGGCGGCCGUGAAAGAUUACGAGGCAAAGCAUUCAAAAUCAAGUGGGGCUACCCCUCUCGAGAUGCCUCUUUCUGGUUGAGGAUAUGCUCAGAUACUAUCAACUAUAUGGCUUACAAAAUAAUGGUUGUAGCUAUUUACAACCUACAAACAGAUACGCCUCUGAUGUAAUACGAUAUGUAUUCAAUGUACAGUGGGUUUGGCAAUAUAUGCGCGUAUUGUAUUAAAAUCUCAAA